AUGUCCCGACAACUUAGUGCAGAUUAUUCUCGUUCCGUUCGAAAAGCCGAUUCUGUACACCCCCUCAGCCAUCGAAAGAGCCUUCAGGCCAAAGUUCGAGCCUCGCCCAAUCGCGCCAGUCCUUACCAAAGAGGCGGCUCUUUCAAAUCCGGACCUCCUUCCUCACGCUCUGCCUCGAGCGUCGGAGGCUCCCCUCGUCCCUUUUUCACCUCGGACGACAAUCUCUCCAGCUCAGGCGACGACCACGACGACGACCUCGGCUCCAAACACAUCCCCGGAAUUAAACUCCCAGUUCCAACACUCGCCAUGUCAUCUCGCAAGGCAUCAAGAACGUCCAUGGGCAAGAAGCCCAUCAAGGUCUAUUCCACCAAAAAGGAGCGUGUCCGUGGCGAGCGAAAGGCUAGCGUCCGCAAAGAACGCUUUGAAGAACUCGACACGGACUCGGACCUGACCGACGUCCCUUCCGAAGAGGACGCCGAAGCACGCGCCGCAGUCGCCGGACCUUCGCAUUCUGGUCUCGACAAAGGCAAGGCAAGGAGCAUCGAUAGCGAUAGUGACGAUCUGCAAUCCGACUCGGAUACCGAGAUGGAACGCAAGCUCGCCGAGGCGGGCGACGGUGAAUCUCUUCUCGGCAGCGGCGCUUCCGGCGAAGACACCGAGGAAGAGGAAGAGCGGUUCAUCAUCCAAGAUGCUCUCGACCGACAGUCGAAAGCGAAAGCGCGUCUUCAGCAUCGCGACCCGUCCGACCGUCGCCGUCACGGCAGCGAGCGCGAUGCAGCCAGCAAAAGUGAUCUUCAGCACCGCGCCCGCUCCAUUGCGAUACGCCGUGGCUCUCAGCACGACGGUCAACACGCACAGGCUGAAGACGCAGAGGCCGACGUCGAAGACCACGCUGACGACGACGGCGAUGAUGAUGACGCCGACGACGUCGAUCUGCUCUCCAUGUCCCCCGACACUCUUCGCAUGUACGGCUUGCCCGUCAUCGAGGACGAGCUGUUUGAGCAGCAAGAGGCUUUCAACUCUUCCUCUGAGCCUUCUUUUACCGACUUUUUUGAAACAUCGACGGACAGCGAAGCUGACGUGGCCGACCUGCAAAACGAGAUUGGCGAUGACGACGACGAGUUCACCACCGAUUCGGAAGAGGAUCACGACAUCAGUGAUCUUGAGGGCGGCCUGCUCGAUGCUCCGUUGAUUGCGCACAUUGGCACGGCUGGCGAGGAUCCGAACGCAGCUGCCGCCGACGCUGUCCAGGAUGGCGCACUCGAACCCAAGCCAGAGAUGCCGUUGCUCGUCAUCGAGGACCUCGACGGUCGCCUCAUCUAUGCACGAGCUGGCGAUGGCGAAGCCGUCUUUGGCUCCGAUGGCGAGUUUGAGUUCGUCGACGACAGUGACGACGACAGCGCCGACUGGGAGUAUGACCAGGGCGGCAACAGGCUUUGGGCCGGCGCGGGCGGCCACAGCCGCUUGCUCGGUGCUCCCGAAGACGACGGCGAUACCACCGACGAGCUUCCUGACGAAGACAUGCCAUACCCACGUCUUCUCGUCGGCUCCGUGGCUCCUCGCGGUGGUCGCAACGCAAGACGAGCCAGAGCCAUGGCCACCAACUCGCGCCGCCUUUCUCCCGCUGCACCUAGCUCGCUUCCCUCUCCUUCGCUGCCUCAUUCCGCCCAGGCCAUGAUCAUGUCAGACUCGGGCAUCGACGGCACAACAACGCUGCCUAGGAGCUCAAGAGUGUCGCCCACAUCUUCCGAUGACCCAGCUUCCAACUCCAACGAGAUUGGCAUCACCAUCUCGACCGAACAGCUUGCGCGCGAUCCUGAAGGCACAUUGAAAGCGGCCGCCGCUGCCCUCGGUGUCACUAUCGAAGAAGCUGCCACUCUCGUGGCCGGCGUUCAGCUUCAGGGCAUGGGCAACGGCGAAGACGCCAGCGUCAGCACAAGCACCAGCAGCCACGGAAGUGGAAGCGGCUCUGUUACGCUGGAUAGCACGAUGGCUCCACCCAAGACGCCGGACCAGCAGCGCGCCGCUAACAUCGUCAAACCUCAGAUGGGCAGCUUCAUGCCUACAUCUGCCAAGUCGGUGCACCGCGCCGUUAUUGAUGGAUCUCGCAAAGCACCGUCUCCCUUCUCCGGCAAGCGCAGUCUCGAGAAGAAAGGCCUCGCCAAGAAACGCAGAGCCGCCCGUCGCAGCUCUCUUCUCGACGAGGGUUUCUCGGCAAAGCGUCUUCGACGCUUCUCUUCCGCCAACGACGCCGCCUCUACGCUCGACGAGUACAGCGAGAUGGCACCCUCAUCGCCCGAGCCCAUCGAGGAAGUGAACCCCAUGGAGCUCGAUGACGUGGUCGACUCCAGCAUGAUUUGGCGCGGCACGGGUUCCAAGUCACCUUCGCCCGAGCUGGAAGGUGGCGACGGAGCUGAUACGGGCCGUCGACCCUCAAUGCGAUCCGCUCGCAAGACUUCGUCGGCGCCCGGCCUCAACUUGAACGCCUUUGCGCGAUGGAACAAGAUCCCCAUGGGCUCGUUCCGCGAUUCGCAAGCGGGCCCCGUUCCGUCGCAGAACGCGUUCCAGCAGCAACAGCAUCAGCACCAACAGCCGCUGGGCACAUUCUUGCUCACGCGCUCACAGGGUCAAUCUGGCAACCGAGCGGGACGCACCAGUUCGCCCUUCCGAUCCAGUUCGAAUGCCGCGCGUCAUCCCGAGAUGUUUUCGAUCAGCCCCUUGCGACAGGCGCACGAGGAGGACAACAAUGAUGCUGGGCGCUCAAGCGACAGCAUAUCGGGAAGACGACGAUCGUUCAUCAUUUCGCCUGUCUUGUUUCCCACGCGUGGUGGCGAAAUCCCACCGCCCUCGUCUUCGUCCGGCGCGUAUAGUGCUCACAAUGCGCCGCCCACGUACAGUCAGAUCGCAGGCCUGCGUCCCGGUGGCAACAGUGUUGUCGGCGAUGCUGCCAGCGUGGCUUCCAAUACCAGCGCUGGUCCUGGACGAAUCACGCGCCGAGAAAAAAGAGAGAAGCGGGCCAGACGAGCUGCUCUACUCGCUUCGCAAGCUGAGGAAGGUGCGGCUGUGUCUCCGCAAACAGUGGCGGACGAUGAGCGCGCAGCUUCCGGCUCGCCAGUGACCGCGCCAGCCCCCACCACGCCCUUACUGCGGCUUUCGAGUAUGCCCGAGGUGGCUUUCACGCACGACGAAGGCGUCGAGUCGCCAGCCACUGCCUUCCCCAGGAUGCGCAUUACCGAUGCGACGCCAACGCCACGAGGCUCACCUGCUCCCUCUGGUCCGCCCACGGUAGGCAAGGACCUGCUCCAGCCUGGUUCGAAUUUCAACCCGGACAGCCACCUUGGCGGUAAGAUCGAGACACCCGCACUGCAGGCCCCCUCGAACGAGUCGAUGCCGAGCAGCGAAGCGCAAGCGAGUGCUGAGGAGAAGCAGCAAGAGCCCUCGUCGGUUUCGGCUUCGAUGUCGGGCGCUCUGCCUUCGUCGGCAUGCAAGACGCCGCUCCACUCGCCCUUGUUCGGCGGCAUCUUUGGCGGUGCUCUCAACUACGACUUGGAAGAUAAGGAGGCCGAGCCUCUGCGAAUCUGA
Messenger RNA from Sporisorium graminicola, 3582 nucleotides. RefSeq lists its product as uncharacterized. The transcript is spliced from 2 exons. The record is from RefSeq and is a predicted model, not a curated record. The coding region runs from base 1 to 3582 and encodes 1193 amino acids. Lineage: Eukaryota; Fungi; Basidiomycota; Ustilaginomycetes; Ustilaginales; Ustilaginaceae.